Messenger RNA from Mesorhabditis spiculigera, 432 nucleotides. NCBI's taxonomy places the organism in Eukaryota, Metazoa, Nematoda, Chromadorea, Rhabditida, Rhabditidae. The record is from the annotation of a GenBank genome assembly.
AUGUCAAAAUGCGAGCCCCCUCCCGCCUACGACGACAUCGCUACGGCCAAGCAGUUUGAGGCCGACAAGCAUUUCUAUGAGGACAAAUUCGUUAAGAUAACGCGCGAGGGCAUCGAGCUGAAGACGUACUAUUUCCCGACCACCAAGAGCAAGUUCAUCCCGUUUGCCGAGGUGAAGCAGCUCUUCUACGCAAUACAGAGCGCCCUAAAGCAGCACUGCUACAUAAAGCCGUGGGGGAUGGCCUUCUCGAAGGUGUGGUGGGCGUCGGAUAUGAUGAGACAAUGCCCAAUCGUGGAAAAGGUCAACUACAAUGUCAUCCUCGACGUCGGCGACAGCACGAUGAAGGGCUUCUCGGUGACCGACAUCCACACAUUCCUCGCCGUUCUCAAGGCGCAUCUCCCGGCGGUGCCGAUACACCCGCAGCUGCCCUUU